GCCACCUGUAGCGGAUCUCUAUCCUCCAAAGGAAAUACACCUCCGAAAGCCACCGAGUUAACGGACCUAAAGCUCUUGACACGGAAGACGUCUUCUGUUUUCUUUCGUUCUUUAUAUCAUUAUCAGUAACUUUCAUUAUUGUUAUUAUUAUUUGUAUGAACGACAUUUAAAUAGAGAACUAUGUUCCUGACGGGUCGACUAUUCCUAUUAAUAGCAAUCUCAACCUCAGCUGUAAUAGGCACAUCCACUGUGAGCACAGAUUCAUCCAAUAAUUCGACAGACAGCCCGAUCAGUGCUUCCUCUACUGCUACUGUUGCAGUAACAAGCAUUCCAUCUGAGAAUACAACUGCACCAUUCACAAACAAUGCCACCACCCCACCGCUGUCGACGCAUGCUGGUAAUGGCACAUCUCUACCUUUAUCUACUCAAGGCAAGGUGACAGGCUCGUCUACAGUUGCACCAGAACAGGCUACCAGUUCAUCAGUGAGUACACCAGGAAAUGCCACAGUUUCACCUGCACCUGUAACAACAGCAGUGGCCAACUCCGCAAGUCCAGUUGUACCUACACUGGAGAAUGCUACAGACCAUCCUGUAACUUCACCAGGCAAUGCCACAACUACUCCUUUACCUGAGCCAGGCAACAGCACAACCCCACCCCAAACUACAAAAGCUAAUGACACUACUCCUCCCAUUAGCACACCAAGCAACAGCACAGCUUCACCAAUUACAACACCAAGCUAUGUAACAGUUACAACACAGACUACAACAGGUAAUGUUACAACAGCAAACAUUGCAACUACUCCACGCUUAACCACAGAUAUUUCAAACAUAACUACACCAAAUGCUACUGCACCACCCCUAACUACAACAGUAAAUGCAACUGCACCACAAUUAACUACAACAGUAAAUGCUACUGCACCACCCCUAACUACAACAGUAAAUGCUCCUGCACCACAACUAACUACAACAGUAAAUGCUACUGCACCACAACUAACUACAACAGUAAAUGCUACUGCACCACCCCUAACUACAACAGUAAAUGCUACUGCACCACAACUAACUACAACAGUAAAUGUUCCUGCAACACAACUAACUACAACAGUAAAUGCUACUGCACCACCCCUAACUACAACAGUAAAUGUUCCUGCACCACAACUAACUACAACAGUAAAUGCUACUGCACCACCCCUAACUACAACAGUAAAUGCUACUGCACCACAACUAACUACAACAGUAAAUGCUACUGCACCACAACUAACUACAACAGUAAAUGCUACUGCACCACCCCUUACUACAACAGUAAAUGCUACUGCACCACAACUAACUACAACAGUAAAUGCUACUGCACCACCCCUAACUACAACAGUAAAUGCUACUGCACCACAACUAACUACAACAGUAAAUGCUCCUGCAACACAACUAACUACAACAGUAAAUGCUACUGCACCACCCCUAACUACAACAGUAAAUGCUACUGCAUCACAACUAACUACAACAGUAAAUGCUACUGCACCACCCCUAACUACAACAGUAAAUGCUACUGCAUCACAACUAACUACAACAUUAAAUGCUACUGCACCACAACUAACUACAACAGUAAAUGCUACCGCACCACAACUAACUACAACAGUAAAUGCUACUGCACCACCCCUAACUACAACAUUAAAUGCUACUGCAUCACAACUAACUACAACAUUAAAUGCUACUGCACCACCCCUAACUACAACAGUAAAUGCUACUGCACCACCCCUAACUACAACAGUAAAUGCUACUGCAGCACCACUAACUACAACAGUAAAUGCUACUACACCACCUCUAACUACACCAGGGAGAAACGCAACAGUAAACACUACAACACCACCCAUAGCUACAACAGGAAAUACUACAACAGGGAAUGCUACCCAACCAACUCAGUCUACACCAGGAAAUGCUACUAUACCAUCCAUAACCAACUCAACGACUGGACCCACUGUUUCUACUACUAACCCAACUAACACUGCAACCACACCAGCUACCUGUCCUACAGUGACCUGCCCACCACUCAGUGUCUGUGUGAAAUCCAUCUGUCAGUGUGUGACAGGAACUAUUCCUUUAAAUAACGCCUGUGUGGAAACUAAAACCUUCCCUAGUGCACUGCGGGUGAACCGCACUUUUGUAGAGGCUAUGAACAAUCCACAAUCACCUGAAUUUCAGAAAAUUGCUAAAGAGAUCAUUGUUGUGGUAAAUGAAGCUCUGCGUAACCAGUCAAACUACAUUAGCAGCACAGUAACUACGUUGACGCCUGGCAGCGUAGUGGCCACAGUACACAGUUUUUUUGAGCCCAAUUCUCCAGUCACACAGGCAAUGGUUACAACUGCCAUGACUGAUGCUAUAAAUAAUUGUGAGACGACAAGCUGUGGCAUUCUUGCUAAUGCCCAAUACAAAGCAACCAAUUUGUGUGACCAAAAUCCUCCUCCUUGUGAUACUAACACUACAUCGUGUACGGCCAACGAUGGGACACCUAUAUGUACCUGCAAAGCUGGCCAUGUAUCUAGCUCUUACCAGCCCAGAAGCUGCACAGUUUGCCCUAGUGGCUACAAAGCGGAGAACAACACCUGUGUUCGAUGCCCAUUUGGCUAUUCUGGAUUCAACUGUGAUGACUCCUCUUUGUUGGCUCUAGUGGUAGUGGCGUGUGUGUUAGGGGGAAUUCUGCUCAUUGUGAUUUUGGCUGUUCUCAUUUACAUCUGUGUGACUCGUUGCAAUAAGAAGUCAAGCAGCAAUUAUUUCAACAGCCCGUACCCUGCUGAGGAGUUCCAGGCCGCGUGGCCCACUCAGGGCAUCACCCGUAUUCCACGUGUCAAUCUGACAUCUAAUUCCAGCAUUGAUGCCACUGGCAACAGUCUAGAGAUGUCUGAAGAGCCAGGAAAGAAAGACUACAGUAAUGGAUUGUCGGGCUCGUUUGACCUCACAACAGAUGGUAUGAGGACCUUUAAGGACAUAAACCCCACACGCUACUCUUAUCUGGUGGGUCAUGAAAACCCCUAUUUUAUACAUGGAGAUGAGAAGAGAUGAAGAAAACAGCAGAGAAAGCCAGUGGACAAGAAAAGAGUGCAGUAGCACCUUGAAUUAUUAAAAAGGCCUUGGAUCAAAAUGUUUCAUGAAUGUUAACGCUGUCAAAACCAUACAGCUGAUCACAGACUCAAAGUGCAUACACAAACAGCAUUUGAGAGAUACGUUUAUAUAUAUAUAUAUAUAUAAAUUUUACUGUUUUAAUUCCAAAUUUCUUUCACCCAGGAUAAAGUACUCACUUCUUAAAAGUGCAUUGAUGAUUGGGUUUUCCAAGCAAAAGCUUGAUAAACGUGUCCUGUGUUUGACAAUGUGAGAUGAAUGCUUAACCACUCGUCUUUUUUUUUCACUUCUUGUUUUGUCUGCACAUUUCAUAUUCAGAGUUUUGUUAUCAGACAGAGAUCAUUCAUGUAUUCUGUGGUUUUCAACACAAAAUAAUUUAUUAUAAAGGAUGUAAUAUUAAACCAUAUUUUGGCAUAUUUUAUUUAAAUUUCUCAUCUGUGGAAGCAAUAAGGUCAGAAUAUAUAAUGUAAUCCAGUAGUACUAAUGCAUCUGAUCUAUAUUCUGACAGUAACUGCACUUUGUAGGAGACAACAUGCAAUGUCUGUUGUGUGUGUGUGUGUGUGUGUGUGUGUGUGUGUUUUAAGAUUUAUCUGUCAGAAAGACAGAACUGGUACAUUCAGUUAUGCAUUUUUGGUUGAUAUCUCCUCCAAAGAAUUAAUUUAUUUUAUGCCAGGACAAUGCAUGCCACCAGAAAUUGAUCUCUGUGCCUGACUGUGAUGUUUUCUUUUGAAUAGGAGAAUUAUGCAAUGAUGAUGAAUAAACAACAAUGUGUCCUUUGUAGUCGUGCCAAUAUAUUUAUUUAAAACAGAACAUGGCACUGUUUACUCAGCUGUCUGUUUGCUUCAUAUAUAUAUAUACAUAUAUAUAAUUAUAAUUAUAUAUAUAUAUAAUUAUUUAUGUGUAGCUGGGAUAUUUUCUACCUGUACAUAAAGCUUUUGUAAAAAAAAAAAAAAAAAAAAAGUUAUGCUCCUUGUAUGAAGUGUUUCAUAUUGUUCUGUAUAAUGAAAGGAAAUAAAUUUCUAAAGAUAUAGUUAUCUACAA
This is a messenger RNA of Carassius gibelio (silver crucian carp), 4149 nucleotides long. RefSeq names its product mucin-2. The transcript has 13 exons. Gene Ontology annotation, biological process: cell-cell junction assembly. The record is from RefSeq and is a predicted model, not a curated record. Lineage: Eukaryota; Metazoa; Chordata; Actinopteri; Cypriniformes; Cyprinidae. The coding region runs from base 181 to 3051 and encodes 956 amino acids.